GUGACCUUCCAUGUUAUUCACAAUGAUUAGAUCAUUGAAUUGUCUUCAGGUUUAUAAAGGGUGGCAACAGUAAACAUCUGCACUUCUAAAGGGAACAUUCUUGGAGUGUGAGGUGAAUUACGACCUCGGGCUCUUUGUUUUCGGCUGUUUGUUAGGAGGAGAGUCAGUCUGAACGCUGCCGUCCGAGCUCACAUCCACAGUCAUGAGCGAUCAAAACAAAAUUUUAUCACGUCCUAUUUUCCGCCGAGAUGCUAACUGGGAUCCAUUUCCGAACUGGACCCAACCGAGUCGCAUCUUCGUUCAGGAUUUUGGUCUCCCUCCUUUGCUGGAGCCUGGCGAUGUGAAGUGGAUUGACUGGGCGCAGAAGAGACUGGCGUCGUUCUCAUGGCCAGGCUUUGCACAAAGCCCGCUCCUGCCUCCAUUUAGUGGUCAGAACCACAGAGAUGAGAAGCAAGGUGGGCUUUCGGAGGUCAGAUUUGGGCCGGAGACCUGGGAAAUCACACUGGACGUCAACCACUUCUUACCCGAGGAGAUCACAGUGACGACGAAGGAGGGCUACCUGCAUGUAUCCGGGACUCACCAGGAGAGGCAGAAUCAACACGGAGUCGUCUCACGGUGCUUCACGAGGAAAUACAAGCUCCCACCUGGCGUGGACUCACAGCUCAUCAGCUCCUCCUUAUCCAGGGAUGGAAUUCUGUCGGUGGAGGCUCCAGUUGGUGGCACCGAUGGCAGCAAGGACGGCAGCGAAGUUGUCAUACCGAUCCAGAUCAGACAGGAGGAGAACAAAGAAAAGACAGAAGAGUCACCUCAGGACAUUCUAUUGUAGGUGAACAGUGCUUCCUGUGGUGAUUUUCGGAACUGCGACGGCCAUGCGAAGACGUCAUCUUUCAAAUAUUACCAUGGAAAUACAUGAAAAAAUGCUUCAAGGAUUUUAUUUUAUUUUAUUUGUUUAUUAGGUGGUUUUCAGGUGAUUGUUGUGGGUAAUAGACAAACAUUGCCGCGCAUGUUCAGUCAAACGGAUGCAGUUUUUUUUUGUUUCAUCUUUACAUUACGGAAUUUGCGGAAUUUGUAAUUUGCGGUAAUAACAUCAAGCAUUAAACUUUUAAUUUCUCUCAACCUCGUCCCAAUUCAUUGCCACUAGCCAUCUUUUAAAAAUCAAUUUAUUUGAGCU
Molecule: messenger RNA, 1171 nt
Organism: Synchiropus splendidus (mandarinfish)
Lineage: Eukaryota; Metazoa; Chordata; Actinopteri; Syngnathiformes; Callionymidae
Product: heat shock protein beta-1-like
Exons: 4
Coding region: 203-826 (207 amino acids)
Biological process (GO): response to heat; protein refolding
Molecular function (GO): protein folding chaperone
Source: RefSeq, a predicted model, not a curated record